GCAACCGGGUCUUUGCUUUUGGCUCCUACGAACCAGCAGGACUCCAUCACCAGCCAGCUUAAUGAGAGGGGGGUCACGUAGAGGAGAAGACAGAUGGUGAAGAUGAAAUCUGAAAGGGAGAAAAAACCCCUCUUCCCUUUUUCCUCGGGGUAUAAGUACCCCUGUUAUAGGACGGUCGAUGUCACGAAUUAUGUGGAAUUGUCUGAAGACCAAUCAUGGGGCUGUUGCCAUCUAGAUAGUGCGGGACUAUGAAUGGACAACGGGCAGAGGUUUGAUUUUUAAGGUAGUCUCCCGGAGAUGUCUCCGGAGGUACAACAAAUUCCAUGAUCAUUUAUAUCGCCAAUGCUGCAGUUGACCUAUGAUUAAUGGCACAUUUGCUUCAUAACUUGCGUUGUUUUGACUCUUAUGUUUCGUGUCAAACAUCCGUACUCGAUGCAUACAUAUAUCUGACACUUACGGCCAGCUCCCAGCUGCAUAAUGGUGUUAGAGGUUUGAUGCUGGACAUGUAUGAUUUCCAGAAUGACAUUUGGUUGUGUCACUCUUUUGGAGGACAAUGCUACAACUACACAGCUUUUCAACCUGCGGUUAAUGUUUUAAAAGAGGUUCAAGCAUUUCUUGAAGCAAAUCCAUCAGAAAUCGUUACCAUUAUCAUUGAAGAUUAUGUUACCUCUCCAAGGGGAUUGAGUAAAGUAUUCGAUGCUGCCGGCCUAAGGAAGUUCUGGUUUCCGGUAUCUCGAAUGCCAAAAAACGGUGGAAAUUGGCCGACGGUUGAUGAUAUGGUCCAAAAGAAUCAGCGCCUGGUGGUUUUCACCUCCAAGUCGGCUAAAGAGGCCUCUGAAGGUAUAGCUUAUCAAUGGAGAUACAUGGUAGAAAACCAAUAUGGAGACCGUGGGAUGGUUGGUGGUUCGUGUCCGAACCGAGCAGAAUCACCUGCGAUGAAUGUGAAAUCGAGGUCACUGGUCUUAGUCAACUACUUCCCCGAUAGACCUGACAUAACGCAAGCCUGCAAACACAAUUCAGCUCCAUUGAUUAACAUGACGAAAACGUGUUAUACGGCAGCCGGCAACCGGUGGCCGAACUUCGUUGCUGUAGAUUUUUACAAGAGGAGCGACGGCGGAGGUGCUCCAGAAGCCUUAGACGUGACGAACGGUCGUCUAGUUUGCGGAUGUGGAAACAUUGCCAAUUGCAAGGCAAAUAUGACAUUCGGAGUAUGCGGCAUACCUGAAGCGGGUACCGUCCCUGCACCAGGAUCAGUAGCACGUAAAUCAAGCUUUGCUCAUUUAGAUUGUCGACCGAUUGCAUCACAGUUACUGAUUGGCAUAAGUUUAGUAACAAUUCUCUUACAACUGUGAACACGAACUCAAAAACAUCUCCUUGUUUUUCUGGAACACAGUGGUUCGGAUUAUCGGUACGUAGUUUAUUCUUCUGCUUCAAUGGUUGCAGUAGAUUUUGGUUUAA
Molecule: messenger RNA, 1458 nt
Organism: Hibiscus syriacus
Lineage: Eukaryota; Viridiplantae; Streptophyta; Magnoliopsida; Malvales; Malvaceae
Product: PI-PLC X domain-containing protein At5g67130-like
Exons: 7
Coding region: 366-1352 (328 amino acids)
Biological process (GO): lipid metabolic process
Molecular function (GO): phosphoric diester hydrolase activity
Source: RefSeq, a predicted model, not a curated record